Babesia bigemina is the source of this 657-nucleotide messenger RNA. Its product is annotated as Charged multivesicular body protein 5. The record is from RefSeq and is a predicted model, not a curated record. The transcript is spliced from 7 exons. Bases 1 to 657 code for a protein of 218 amino acids. Gene Ontology annotation, biological process: vesicle budding from membrane; late endosome to vacuole transport via multivesicular body sorting pathway. Lineage: Eukaryota; Apicomplexa; Aconoidasida; Piroplasmida; Babesiidae. Gene Ontology annotation, cellular component: multivesicular body.
AUGAGGUACCCGUACUCCGGCAGCAUCGCUCCAGGAGACCUCGCAUAUCUUUACACGUCGCGUCUAGAAGGAAUCAGCGCCAAGAUAUCAUCGGUAGAUGAGAAAAUAAACGCCUGCAAUGCGGAGCUGGCGGGCAUAAAGGCUGGACUUGCCAGUUGCAAGAACCCUGCAGCUGUGGCCGCAGCCAAGCGCAAGGCUCUACAAGUUCUCCAACGUCGCCGUGUUUACGAGACCCAAAAGGAGCAGCUCUGCGGUGUUCAAUUGUCUGUCGACCAAUCGGAACAUGUUGCCAGCCAGCUGCAGACGGCGGUGGACGUGCGGAAUGCACUAGAGUCGUCUGUGAAAUCCACUCGCAAGCAACUGAAGCUUGUAAAUGUGGCUAAGUUGGAGCGCCUUCAAGAUGAAAUGGAGGACCUAGCGGAUUACGCUGACGACAUAAACGAGAUAUUGAGCCGAUCAUAUGCUGUCCCAGAUGAUGUGGAUGAGAACGACCUGGAGCUUGAAUUUUCCAUGCUCGAAGAACCCGAGGAGCCACUGCUUUCGGGUGCCACCUCUCCAGUCAAAGUGCUCCAAAAUGUCAAAGGAGUGGCAUUCCCCUCUCCGCCGACGUCAGAGAAAACCAAGUUACCUGAUAAGGAAUUCGAAAUCGAGAACUAG